Molecule: messenger RNA, 1260 nt
Organism: Meira miltonrushii
Lineage: Eukaryota; Fungi; Basidiomycota; Exobasidiomycetes; Exobasidiales; Brachybasidiaceae
Product: Trimethyllysine dioxygenase
Exons: 1
Biological process (GO): carnitine biosynthetic process
Cellular component (GO): mitochondrion
Molecular function (GO): trimethyllysine dioxygenase activity; iron ion binding
Source: RefSeq, a predicted model, not a curated record
CCAAUCGUUACCGUAGACGGAAAAGAUGGAAAAGUGGGCGUAACUUGGAGUAGCGGAAUAGAAAGCAAAUAUCAUACUAUUUGGCUACGAGAUCAUUGCAGAUGUGCCGAAUGCUAUCAUCCUCAAACGAAACAACGUCAAUUUGCUACAUCUUCCAUUCCGUUGGAUAUUCACCCACACUCUGUAGAGGCAACAACAGAAGGCUUGCUAGUUCAUUGGCCCAGAUUGUCUUCUUCCGAAUCUGGCUCUAGUCUUCCAGCUUCAUCUCAAGAUGUUGCCGUUGUGGAGGGGGAGGGUGAAUCAAUUCACAAUCUCCAUGCAUCACUUUAUCCUUGGUCAUGGCUUUAUGCUAAUUCGUAUUCACCUUCUCUUUCACUUGGAGGAUCGCAUACCGAUCACAGUGCCGAAAAUGCGAUCAUGUGGGGAAGUGGAAUAGCACAACAGCCACCAACAGUUGCAUGGGAAGAAGUUAUGGAUACAACUUCAGAACGUGGCGUAGCAAAAUGGGUCAACAAGAUUGCACAAUUUGGCUUUUGUUUCGUGUCUGGCGUUCCUGCUACACCAGAAGAUACCGAAAAGCUGAUAAAAAGGAUCGCAUUCAUUCGUGAGACUCAUUAUGGUGGCUUUUGGGAUUUCACUUCGGAUCUAUCGCAUGGGGAUACAGCAUACACCAACUUGGCAUUAGGUGCACAUACCGAUACCACGUACUUUACUGAUCCUGCUGGAUUGCAGAUGUUUCAUCUUUUGAGUCAUACCGAAGCAACAAAAGACGGCUCGCCAGCAAGAGGAGGAGAAUCGCUUUUAGUUGAUGGCUUCUUUGCAGCAAAGAUCUUGCGAGAGGUAUAUCCAGAAGCAUAUAGGGUACUGUCAACCACGAGAGUUUCAACGCAUAGUGCAGGAGAUGAUUCCACGCUGAUUAGGCCGCUACAGAGCGGAGGUUAUCCCAUCUUGGAGCAUGAUCGAAGGACUGGAGAAUUGAUUCGAGUUCGAUAUAACAAUGAUGACAGAAGCGUCUUGAGAAUGCGGGAUGAAGAAGUGAUUCCAUUCUACGACGCUUUGGGCAAAUGGCACGAAAUUCUCACAAACAAAGACAGCGAAUAUUGGUCACAACUUCAGCCUGGUCAGGCGCUCAUCUUUGACAAUAAUCGAGUGUUACAUGGACGAUCUGCUUUUACGGGAAAUAGACGAUUAUGCGGUGCUUAUAUCAAUCAUGACGAUUUCCGAAGUCGAUUGGCUGUGUUGCGAAAACAGUUCCCGGAU